Messenger RNA from Orbicella faveolata, 1050 nucleotides. RefSeq lists its product as uncharacterized. The record is from RefSeq and is a predicted model, not a curated record. Lineage: Eukaryota; Metazoa; Cnidaria; Anthozoa; Scleractinia; Merulinidae.
UGUUGAAUGAAUUAAGUGAUGUUUACAAGUUGCAGUCAUAGAGUUAAGUCCAACUCAUUUAGUACAUGAAUUCAAUACAUAUGUUGUGGUUUAAAUUUGUGUUUGACUUAAAAUUGUUUAACAAUUUAUUAUUGAUACUGGUUUGCUUGUCACAAUCAGAAGGUUGCUACUGAUCUUCAUGUUGCCCAUAGCAUGAAAUGAAAUGUACUCCACUUUAGUGGCAAUAAUUUAUUAUUUUUCGUUUGUUUCAGUUAUUACUUUUUCUUCCUUUUCAGUGUGGACCGAGCAUCAUUUCCUCCAGAACUUGCAAGCUUUGUGAUCAAUACAGAAUCCAUAAGUACAUCUGGAAACCCAAGCAAGGGAGAAUGCAUGGAUGCAAACCUGGAAGAGAAGAACAAGGACUCCAAAGUGUGGCAACAUGGAGGAAUGACUGCCAUUGACUGGUUAAGAAUCUUUCGUAAUCUCGGAAAGUUAACCAAUUUAAGAAACUGGCUGUUAUCCUUAAUUGGGAUGUGUGAUCCCAAGGAAGAUGCUGCAGUUUCACGGAUAAAAUAUGACUUUAAGGAGGAAGUGCUGGCAUGGAGAAUCAAGCUUCGAAGAGAGGGGUAUUUAUUAGGCAACCAAACUCAGCAUUUAUCACUGAGUGGUACAGUCCUAGACAAAGACCUCUCAAAGAUGGACGACACACUGAAAGAAAACAGAAGGCAACUGUUGCUUGAGCACUUUGUGGAUGGUAAGGCGAGAGCAGAUGUCAAAAUAACUACUGUGUACACUACUGCAGAAGAGAGGGUCCAAGGGGAGGACAUCACUAAUCAGUCAAAGGCAGAAAUUCUCCAGAGAGCAGAAGACAAAAUCAAUCUACUUAUUGAUGAAGAUGCAAAGGAUGUGCUCCAGAGUAAGUUUAAUGAACUUAAAAGAAGACAGUCUUCCACAAGGAAAGAAAUCCUGAUCUCCUUCUUCCAUGAAGUUUGUGAAGAACUUAGACAGGAUGUGGACACUGAGGAAGUUGUAUUUUUUGAAGAUCAGUAUGAUGAGAGAGAGUAAUGAAAA